Messenger RNA from Suricata suricatta (meerkat), 1946 nucleotides. RefSeq names its product BAR/IMD domain containing adaptor protein 2 (gene BAIAP2). The transcript is spliced from 14 exons. Gene Ontology annotation, biological process: actin filament bundle assembly; positive regulation of actin filament polymerization; actin crosslink formation. The record is from RefSeq and is a predicted model, not a curated record. Gene Ontology annotation, cellular component: cytosol; nucleoplasm. Lineage: Eukaryota; Metazoa; Chordata; Mammalia; Carnivora; Herpestidae. The annotation marks the transcript as partial. Gene Ontology annotation, molecular function: cytoskeletal adaptor activity; protein binding.
GGUGGCCUCUCCGGCCGCGGUUGCGCAAGCCUUUGGGCACUUUCUCCUCAACAGGCUUUCCCUUUCCGCAACUCCUUCCCGGGCAGUGAUGGACGGGGGCCCCAGACUAUCAUGGAGCAGUUCAACCCCAGCCUCCGGAACUUCAUCGCCAUGGGGAAGAACUACGAGAAAGCCCUGGCAGGUGUGACCUAUGCUGCGAAGGGUUAUUUCGAUGCCCUUGUGAAGAUGGGCGAGCUAGCCAGUGAGAGCCAGGGCUCCAAGGAACUCGGUGACGUUCUCUUUCAGAUGGCUGAAGUCCACAGGCAGAUUCAAAAUCAGUUGGAAGAAAUGCUCAAGUCUUUCCACAACGAGCUGCUCACGCAGCUGGAGCAGAAGGUGGAGCUGGACUCCAGGUACCUGAGUGCCGCGUUGAAGAAAUACCAGACGGAGCAGAGGAGCAGGGGCGACGCGCUGGACAAGUGUCAGGCCGAGCUGAAGAAGCUGCGCAAGAAGAGCCAAGGCAGCAAGAACCCACAGAAGUACUCGGACAAGGAGCUGCAGUACAUCGACGCCAUCAGCAGCAAGCAGGGCGAGCUGGAGAACUACGUGUCGGACGGCUACAAGACCGCGCUCACCGAGGAGAGGAGACGGUUCUGCUUCCUGGUGGAGAAGCAGUGUGCCGUGGCCAAGAACUCCGCCGCCUACCACUCCAAGGGCAAGGAGCUGCUGGCACAGAAGCUGCCGCUGUGGCAACAGGCCUGCGCAGACCCCAACAAGAUCCCGGACCGCGCGGUGCAGCUGAUGCAGCAGGUGGCCAGCAGCAACGGCUCCGUGCUCCCUAGCGCCCUGUCGGCCUCCAAGUCCAGCCUGGUCAUCUCAGACCCCAUUCCGGGCGCCAAGCCUCUGCCGGUGCCCCCUGAGCUGGCCCCAUUUGUGGGGCGGCUGUCCGCCCAGGAGAGCGCCCCCGUCCUGAACGGCGUCUCGGGCCCCGGCGGCGAGGACUACAGCCCCUGGGCAGACCGCAAGGCCGUGCCGCCCAAGGCCUCGCCGCCGCUGCAGUCCCAGGGCAAGCUGAGCGACUCCUACUCCAACACGCUCCCCGUGCGCAAGAGCGUGGCCCCGAAGAACAGCUACGCGGCCACCGAGAACAAGACCCUGCCUCGCUCCAGCUCCAUGGCGGCCGGCCUGGAGCGCAACGGCCGCAUGCGAGUGAAAGCCAUCUUCUCCCACGCGGCCGGGGACAACAGCACCCUGCUGAGCUUCAAGGAGGGCGACCUCAUCACCCUGCUAGUGCCCGAGGCGCGUGACGGCUGGCACUACGGGGAGAGUGAGAAGACAAAGAUGCGCGGCUGGUUUCCCUUCUCCUACACCCGGGUGCUGGACAGCGAUGGCAGCGACCGGUUGCACAUGAGUCUGCAGCAGGGGAAGAGCAGCAGCACCGGGAACCUUCUGGACAAGGAGGAGCUGGCGCUCCCGCCCCCCGACUACGGCACGUCCUCCCGUGCCUUCCCCUCCCAGACAGCCGGCGCCUUCAAGCAGAGGCCCUACAGCGUGGCCGCGCCUGCUUUCUCCCAGGGUCUGGAGGACUACGGAGCGCGAGCUGUGAGCAGGAAUCCCUUCGCCAAUGUCCAGCUGAAGCCGACAGUGACCAACGACAGGUCCGCCCCCCUCCUCAGCUGACAGCCACAUCCCCACCGCUGCCCACACCCAACCUCUUUUGUAACAACCUGCGUGGUCCCCGUUUAGAGAUUUUUUUUCUUCACCUGCCCGGCUCUGUGCCCACUUGAGUCUGGCCUGGGCUGGACCCCGGCUGUCUGCAGAGGUGGCCCCUGGGCCGUGGCCAAGAAGAGUGGGACCGGCGCUGGGAGCCGCAGUGGGGGCCUUGGGGCCAGCCCCCCAAGCAGCCCCCCACCCGUGCAGGGAGCAGCCCCCGCGUGUCCGGUCAAUAAACAGGCCGUACCACCCGC